UGAACCCUGAGCUGAAACAUGGCACGGGUCUGGAUUUUAUCCUUCUGUUUUUAUUCACUCAUUAUUGCUGGAGAUGGGGCGAGACGAACUGAAUACAAAACAAUUACUAAACAGGUGACAACACCUUCAUGGGAGACAACAUCUCCAACAACUGGAUGGACGACAACAACUGGAUGGGAGACAACCACUGAAGGAGAUGUGUGGCAGAGGAGAAAUCUGAAUAAUCAGAUGUUCAGCGUGAUGUCUGCAGGCAGCGUCCGUUUCCGCUCGGCUCCUUUCCCCAACAUCACUGCACUUACUGUGUGUCUGAGAGGCAUGACGGAGCAGAAUUGGAUGAUAAAUGAUGGACUUUCUCUUACAUUUCAGGGCAGCAGCUAUGAUGUGGUGACCCUAGGGGAUUACUACAGUGAUCAGUACCAUUUACAGAUAGGUGGUGACCAAGUUCUUUUUAAUAGCUACUCCAUGGUGUCAGUGUACGGUCAGCGUUUGCCGUGGAAAAGCCGAUGCUUCACCUGGGACUCCAGCAGUGGAAUGGCCCAGCUCUGGUUCGAUGGAAAAAUGAGCGUUCGCAAAGGAGUGGGCAGAGGAACGGUCUUUUCCGGACAGGUUGAAUUAUCCCUGCUUGAGUUUACGGGCCAAGUGUCUGACAUCUACGUUUGGGAUUCGGCCCUCGACGACAAGCAUCUCUAUUAUUACCUGGUGCACAAUUACAUCUCCUCACGAGGUCUGAUUCUGGACUGGAGGAAGAUUGAGUACAGCACCCGUGGUUAUGUGGUCCUGGAGCCUGGGUACACCAACCUGCACUGUUCUGAUCCUGACAAACCCAACAAGCAGCAAAGAAAAAAGAAUCGGAGGCAACACAGAUGCGUCCCUGAGAGGGUAACAUCACUAAAUCAGACCGGGGGUAAAGCGUUUACUCUUCAUCCUGCUGUAGGUUCCUGUAGGUCUGAGAGAACCUGGUGCAGGGUGAUGGCACGACUUCAGCUCUUCCUGUUCUGUUUCUCUUUACUGAACAGCUUAUCUGAGGGGGAAUCAGAAGAUGUUUGGCACACACGCGAUCUGGGGGGACGGAUGCUCAGCGUGAUGCCCACUGGAAGCGUCCGUUUCCGGUUGGUUCCUCUCUCUAACCUUAAAGGACUCACGCUGUGUAUGAAAGGCCUGACGGAGAAGAGAUGGCUGUUAGACGAUAAACUGGAAAUCAAGUUUAACGGCAGCAGAUUCCCUUCCAUUGAAUUGCCAGGAUCUGUAAAUCCUUACUAUUAUUUACGGGUAGGGAGCUCCAGUGUGAAGUUUGGUGUGAACUCCUUUGUUCAGUUCUGUAAUGUACCGUCCCUGUGGAAAACCCGAUGCUUCACUUGGGAAUCCAACACUGGAAUGGCUCAGCUCAUAUUCGAUGGAAAGAUGAGUGUCCGUAAGCAAGUCGGGAAGGGACAGGUCUUUUCUGGCCCGGCUGAAUUAUCCUUGCCCAACUUUGAGGGUCAAAUAUCCGACAUCUACCUGUGGGGUUCAAUCCUUAAUCUACGUGAUAUCUGUCAGUUCAUCUCAAACACUACGUCCCCCAUGUUCAGCAAUGUUCUGGACUGGCGGCAGAUCGAGUACACCACCCGUGGCGAUGUGGUGCUGGAAUUGGCUUUUCCUAAACUCACCUGGUUUUAGGACUGUAGGAAAGAUUGUCCUGAUCCUCUCACUCUCAAGCGUGUGCGAUCAUGUAGGAAUACGUUUAUUAUUCACAAUCAAAAUGCUAUUUAAAGAAAAGUUUAGUUUAAAUAAAAUGUGAUUUAGCACAUGAGAUGAUUGAUGCUACUGUCAGAGGUACAGAAUUAACACCUGAGGUCACCAGAGAUGUUUAAUAAAUACAUCUUUGAAGCAAA
Messenger RNA from Trichomycterus rosablanca, 1871 nucleotides. RefSeq lists its product as uncharacterized. Bases 19 to 1656 code for a protein of 545 amino acids. The record is from RefSeq and is a predicted model, not a curated record. The transcript is spliced from 8 exons. NCBI's taxonomy places the organism in Eukaryota, Metazoa, Chordata, Actinopteri, Siluriformes, Trichomycteridae.